This is a messenger RNA of Oryzias latipes (Japanese medaka), 1251 nucleotides long. It is a transcript of the gene pstk, whose product is annotated as phosphoseryl-tRNA kinase. The record is from RefSeq and is a predicted model, not a curated record. Gene Ontology annotation, molecular function: tRNA binding; kinase activity. NCBI's taxonomy places the organism in Eukaryota, Metazoa, Chordata, Actinopteri, Beloniformes, Adrianichthyidae.
UCCUUUGGUUUCCUGAUGACGUAGGCCAAUACGGAAGUUGUAUAUCAACAAACAAAUCCCGAUAUGUAAAAGGACCGCCACAAAGAAAGGCUAUAUUUAAACCUUUUUUAAGGGCGGGACAUGGCAGCAGCAGUAGCCGGGAGAGUCGACAGGGUUGCGGUGUGUCUGUGUGUCCUUUGCGGGUUACCUGCCGCUGGGAAGAGCACCCUGGCCAGCAGGAUUGUCUGUGCCGCCGCAGAACAGGGAUGGAGAGGAAUUGUGGUUCCGUAUGAUAACCUGAUUCCCGAGCAGGCAUUUAGGAUUAAAGAUGGAGAGGAAUUACAAGAUAUGCACACUGAAUGGAAGUCUCACAGACGAGCAGUGCUGCAGUGCAUCCAGCAGUUUUUGGAGAACCCUGGUGUGAGGAUGGAACUACAGAGCAGCUCUCUGAUCAACAACGCCGCAUGGGAACAAUGCAUUCAAUCUCAGCUGAUGUCUGAAAGUUUGGCGUCUGAUGGGGCCCCCUAUCUCUUUCUAUUAGACGACAACUUCUACUACCCAAGCAUGAGAUAUGAAGUGUUUCAGCUUGCAAGAAAGUAUUCGCUUGGUUUCUGCCAAGUGUAUCUGCAGUGUGACCUGGAAUCCUGCAUCCGCAGAAACCAAAUAAGGUCUCGGCCCAUUCCUGCUGAUGUGAUGCUGGAGAUGGCAAAGCGCUUGGAGCCUCCAAAUCCUGAGAAGAACUCAUGGGAGACGCAAAGUCUGUCAAUUUAUACUGCAAGCAACUUGUCGAAAAAUGACAUCCAGAGAGUAAUGGACUUGAUCUCUUCAGCUUUAAGUAACCCGUUAAGUGCAGCUGAAGAUAACACUGAACAAAAGGAAGCUGAUCGUCAAAAAUGUGCAUCUAGCGUCAUCCACCAGGUUGACCAGGCCUGUCGACGCCUCAUUUCUGAAGCCAUGAAGACUGCCAAAGAUCAUCAGAUUAUUUCUCGGCACAUGAGAUCAUUGGCCACACAGCUGAAUGAAUCCAAAGCAGCACUUCUCCACAAUCUGCGCCAACAGUUGCUUCAGGAAGCAAUUUUCCUUCAAGAAGAAGACCUCGAUGUAGACCUUGUCAAGAACAGAGCUGUCAGUAUUUUUAAAGAAAAUAAGAAAGAAAUCCUAGUCAAAUUUAUCAACAAUCAGAUGUAAUUUUUUAAGAAUUAAAUCACAUGGGAUUUGUGAUGCUCCUGACAAAUUUAAAUGAAUAAAAAAAAUGUGUUUGGUGUUUUUAUC